Eriocheir sinensis (Chinese mitten crab) is the source of this 11472-nucleotide messenger RNA. It is a transcript of the gene Gprk2, whose product is annotated as G protein-coupled receptor kinase 2-like. Gene Ontology annotation, biological process: protein phosphorylation; regulation of signal transduction; signal transduction. Gene Ontology annotation, cellular component: cytoplasm. The record is from RefSeq and is a predicted model, not a curated record. The transcript is spliced from 14 exons. Lineage: Eukaryota; Metazoa; Arthropoda; Malacostraca; Decapoda; Varunidae. The coding region runs from base 181 to 1890 and encodes 569 amino acids. Gene Ontology annotation, molecular function: G protein-coupled receptor kinase activity; ATP binding.
AGAGCCAGAGAGGGCGAGAGGAAGGAAGAGGCUGAGCGAGGGAGGCGCAUCGGUAGUGUUGGCAUGCGUGGAGUGCGCGCCAUAUUCCCCCGGAGCACCCCGCCCUGUGUCGCGUCUUGGCUUGAAUGGCUGAGGGUCAACGCUGGCCCGAGGUGGUCAUAAACUGUCAAACUGGAACUGAUGGAAUUAGAAAACAUCGUCGCCAACACAGUGUACCUGAAAGCACGGGAAGGAGGUACAGACAGCAAUAAAGGAAAAAGUAAAAAAUGGAGAAGGUUAUUACAAUUUCCACAUAUAUCACAAUGCCUAGAUUUAAAGAGCAAAAUAGAUGUAAGAUACAGCUAUGUAGUGGAUCAACAGCCCAUAGGAAGAUUGCUCUUUCGGCAGUUUUGUGAAACUGUAAAACCUGUGUACCAUAAGUACAAUAUUUUCUUAGAUGAAGUUGAAAGAUAUCAAGUUGAGGUUGAUGAGAAGAGACAUGAGGUGGCACACAUCAUCUUCAACAAAUAUCUUCAAAAGACUUCUUCAGUGUGUCACAUAGUGGGAAUCUUGAACGAGUCGUUGAUAGUGACCUGCAAGGAAAACCUGGACACAGCAGGGAAGGAGCUCUUCCUUGGGUGUGCAGCAGAAGUCAAGCUCUUCCUGGCCAAUGAGCCUUUCAAAGAAUUUGAGGCUUCCAUGUACUUUCAUAGGUAUUUACAAUGGAAGUAUCUAGAAAGUCAACCUGUAACGUACAAGACCUUCAGGAUGUACCGGGUGCUGGGCAAGGGAGGCUUUGGGGAGGUGUGCGCCUGCCAAGUGAGGGCGACGGGCAAGAUGUACGCUUGCAAGAAGUUGGAGAAAAAGAGAAUAAAGAAACGCAAAGGUGAAGCGAUGGUGCUUAUAGAAAAGCAAAUCCUACAAAAAAUAAAUUCCAGAUUUGUCGUUAGUUUAGCAUAUGCCUAUGAGACCAAGGAUUCACUGUGUCUGGUAUUGACAAUAAUGAAUGGGGGUGACCUCAAGUUCCACAUCUACAAUAUGGGAGGGGACCCAGGCUUUGACCACGAGAGAGCGGUGUUUCAUGCUGCUGAGGUGUUGUGUGGCCUUGGGCACCUACACACACAGGGUAUUGUAUAUAGAGAUUGCAAGCCAGAGAAUAUAUUGUUGGAUGACCACGGGCAUGUUCGAAUAUCUGACCUUGGCUUAGCUGUCCAGAUUCCUGAGGGAGAGAUGGUGCGAGGCAGAGUGGGCACAGUGGGCUACAUGGCACCAGAGGUUAUCGACAAUGAGAAGUACACCUUCUCUCCUGACUGGUUCAGCUUUGGUUGCCUCAUCUAUGAGAUGAUUGAGGGACAAGCGCCUUUCAGGGCACGGAAAGAAAAGGUGAAGCGAGAAGAAGUAGAUCGUAGAGUGAAGGAGCAGCAGGAGACUUAUUCCCAUAAGUUUUCUGAGGAAGCUAAGUUAAUAUGUCAGCAGUUGUUAAAAAAGGGUGUCCGGGAACGACUGGGCUGCACGCGGGGGAGGCACGGCGUGGCAGAGGUCAAGACUCACUCCUUCUACAAGAGUGUGAAUUGGAAGCGGCUUGAGGCUGGGAUGUGUGAACCUCCUUUUGUCCCAGAUCCUCAUGCAGUGUAUGCAAAAGAUGUGCUGGACAUUGAACAGUUCAGUACCGUAAAAGGAGUCAACCUUGAUGCAACUGAUGACUCCUUCUACUCAAAAUUCAACACUGGAUCUGUGUCCAUACCUUGGCAACAAGAGAUGAUUGAAACCAAAUGCUUUGAGGAGCUUAAUGUAUUUGGGCCAUACAACACCCCCAGUAAUGACCUGAGACUUGAUAUGCCCCCACCAGAGGACAGCAAAAGCUGCUUCCCCUUCAGGCGACGGGUAUGCUGCAGCGUCGGAGGUAGCUAGGUGAAGUAUUAAGAGCCAAGAAUCAUCCUCAUCAACAACAUGCUCAUUAUUUUGAAAAUUCUUGCUCUUCGUUACUAAACAUGGAAAGUUCAACAUUGAGCCUUGAUGGUUUCAUCGCCCACGUUCCUGCAGUGUAGCAGCAGCUCCCAGGAAUUCAUUGUAAAGUGUGAAGUUCAUCAUCAUUUGUGGAAUUCAUCUUCCAUUAGUCAGCCAUGAAGAAGAAGCACGGAUGUUGUCCUUUUCAUUGUCCAUUUUGUGCCAAGUAAGAAAUGAGAGUACAGAUGGUUCCCGAUUCUAUUAACAAAUCAAGCCAAGAACAGGGAUAGUGGAGUGUAAAAUACUACAGUUUGGUUGGUUCAUUUGUACCUCUGUAUCAAAUACUCUGCUCACCCAAUUCUUGAUAUUAAUGUUAUUAGUAGCAUGCUAAAAACAUAUAGUACCUAUCUUAGGAAUAUAAAUCAUGAAGAUUAUAUUUGCACAGCAUCUGGCUCAUUUUUUUUGUGUACUACAUGCAAACUUGAUGGUGUACACAUUUAAAAAGACAUGUGCAUGUACACACAUUAUUUUAGAUUGUGUGUCAUGUGUGAUAUACAAACAUGCAAAAUGUGCAUUCUUUUGUGCAAUAAUACAAGGAAGAGGUUGGCAGACUGUUGUUAAUUGGCGGCCAUUGAAAUAACCAAUCAACUACUUACUUGUGUUCCUGUUUGGGUCCUGUGUGUGGCAAGGUCACUCUCCUGGGAUGAAGGAGUGCUAUGUUCCAUGCAGUUCAUCAUAUAUGUCAUCAGCAUGCACACAAAACAUAUUUCAUAUAAAGGCACAAAUACAAGUCAUAAUUGCAUACACACAAAUUAGCUUGUUAAAUGAUUUGGCAAACAUUAUAAUAGUGAAAGUAAUGAUAUAGGUACACCAGUAGGGAGCUUAUGGAAAAAAAAAUAUAGAAAAUCAAGCAUGAAAUUGCUCAAAAAGGAAGACUGCCUGCCAGGUGGGAAAAUAUGUACUGCAUUGAACAUCUUUUAUAUUGUGGUACAGUUACGUGGUUUGUCGUGACCACCAGAUGAUGAACAUCUCCAGCACCUUCCUAAAAAUCCACAGUUCUUAAUAUUUAAUUUUAAAAGUGAUAGGUCAGUAUUUUUUUCUGUAUAGUCAUGACUUAUUCAUUACAUUAGACUAUCAGUCUUUUAUCCAUAAAUUAGGACAUAAUCAUCUCACACAUUGUCAUGUUCAUGGUUUUACAUGCUUUAAUUAUGAUAUUUAAUUCUUACCUAAGGUGAGUAGUACCAAAACCUUGCGUGCAGGGAGCCUAUCGUUACAUCAUACAUGGAGAUGCAUUUCAGGAGUUGAAUGUAUGUGUUCAUCAUUUUUUUAUUAUAAAUAUUGUUAUAAUUAUUAUCUUGUGGUAUUUAUUAUUAUUAUUAUUAUUAGUUUUUUAUACAUUUUUUAUCAUUGAGGUUUUUGUUUUGAUACAUUUUUAACUGCUUGUGUUUACCUUUUAUAAAUAUUGAAAAUUGAUCCAGAUAUAUUUGAAAAUCAGUUUCAAUGAAUAUUAAUGUAUAUUUUUUAUGGUUGUUUUAGAACCUGGAAAUCUUAUCUUCCUUAGCUUAUGCAUAAUGUUUUGACCAAACUAGUAAUUAUUCUGUUGUUCACUGUAUUUUAAUGACAACAUUGUGUGGACAAGUUUAAGACACUUUGAAUCAGAAAAUUUACUUUCUGAAAACCUAUCGAAUUUGCAUAUUACUAUAGUUUGCAUCCAAAAUAGAAGAAAAAUUGCCCAGGUUAAAAAAGGCAGCAGAUGAACUGUGCCAUGUCAUUACUUCAGAGGUAGGAAAGUAAAGUACAGUUUGGGAACUUUGCAAUGCUGGCUGUUGCUUGGCUCUCAACUCACAGCUUCUCAUAUUGUGGUGAAUGGAGAUUCCACACUCAGAGAGGUAAAAUUGACUGCAAUAUUAACAUUAACAUAGUCUAUCAUCUUUUUUGAUUAAACCCAAAGUGACUGGCUUUGUGUGUUGUGCUUUGCCUGCCCCGGCCCAGAUGUGAACCUGGCUCCUUUGAUUUGUUGCUGGGUGCACUGAUUGUUACUCCAUGUAUGUACUUCAGAUUAUGAGAUAAAUCAAAGGAAAAUUCAUACAUUUUUCAGGUACAUUUGCCAAAUAGCAUUUGAGGAAACUUAAGGUAUAAAUUGUCUGUACUGAAAGAUUCAAUAUUUUUUUGUUCAUGGUAUUUGUGUUAUUUCGAAAAAAAUAGGAUUUGGCUGGAAAGGCAUUUACCAUUUGGUUUAUUAAUAAAUUUAUUUGAAAAUAAUUUGCUUCCUUCAUGCAGAAAGACUUCUGAAAUUUAUUGAAUAUUUUUGUAAUUAAUUAAAAUAGGGAAAAUUAAAGAUAACAAUAAAAAUAAAAGAUUUUUAUAAGGAAAUAUAUUUAGGAAAGUAAACAAAAAAGCUUUACAUGAAUGUAAUGGUGCUGUGGAGUGAUAAUAAAUGUCAAGAGUGGUUUUCUCCAAGCUGAAACAGAGAGGUGCAAUCAGAAUAGAAAAAGACUCAAUAAUCUUGGAAAUUUACCCACUACUGUCCUGUGUGUCCUGACUGACAUGGCUAUGUUUGGAGUUGCAGUGAUUUUUUUUUGUUUUUUGUUUGUUUUUUGGUUUAAUGCACUAUUGGUCCAAUAGUGGAUAGGACACAAUGAUGGCCAUGAAAAGAAUUUGGGAUGUCUGUUAGUCAAGGGUCCAAUGAUAUGUCUGAUCCUAAACUGUAAACUCGACAAAAGAUGAAACUACCCGAGGAACCUAGUGUUUAUAGGAGCUGUAAUGUGGGUCUGCAGCCCUAAGACAAAUAUUCAGAAACUUCCCUUGAGGUUGUAAAAAAAUGAAGCAAAAGACAGGUUACUGAAAUUUAUAGUAGGGUUAUUGUGUAUAGUCAUUUUCAGAAAUGAUAGAUUUUUAUUUUGAUUGUAUUCAUACCCUAAGUAUCCAGUAAUUUAGAAAAUAUCAAUUGGAGAAGUGUACGCAAACUAUCGCGAGUUGCAAGUUUAGAAGGAAUGGAAGUAUGUUUUCCCAAUAGAUUUGCACAUCAAAUGUGUUUACCUUUAGUAACUUAAUUUAUUAUUUUUGGGGCAAGCUGAAAGGAUAAAAGUGAUUGCCACAAAGCGUGUAGGCUCAAAAGCCUUGGAGGUUCUUUACUGAGUCUUUAUAAUGGGAGAGUGCAUGUGCAUACAGACGCACAAAUCUAGGACUUGCAUUGGGUAACUUGAGCUUUGUCAGAAAAAUUCUUUGUUGCAUAGGAUGCUCAUUGAGGGCUACUACUAUUGCUCUUGGCACCUUAAUCAUAGGCAGUUAUUCAAGUAACACAAAUCUUCAUUUUUUUUUAUACCACUUCUGUAGUUUUGAUUUGUGAAGGAUAACUAAAUUGAGAUGUGGCAGAGGAGAGUCAGUGUAAUAUGUAAAGGCCUGAACAAUGAGUCAAGCUGUAAGACAAUAAGAUAUGUUAUGAUUUUUCUUUUAGAAAUUGUACUGUGGCUUUUAAGCAUGGGGUUGGCUGUACAAAUGUAAAGUUCUAAAUAAUAAUUGAAAAAUACUUUACUGGUAUGGAAAAAAACUUCAAAUUGAUAAUAUUGUAUAUGUCAUCUCAUAUUUAAAAGUUAUUCAGCAAUCUGGUCAGUCAUCUUUCAGAUAUUUUGCAAGCUUUGGGAGAGGAGUCUUCUCAUUGUGGACAGCUGCCUGUGCAUGUUCCCAAGGAAACUUGUUCAGGAGAAAUUUAGUCCAUAGUAAAGACCUCUGAGGAGACACUUGCUACCUAUGUCAGCUGUCCAUCUCUUAGGAAUAAUUAUACUGGAUAGUGAUUUUCACCCAUUUUAUUUUUUACUUUCACUAGCACAUGUAACAAAGCACAGUCACUGUAGGUAUAACAUCAAGCACAUGCAAUUGUGAAAAAUAUUAAUUUCAAUGCAUAAUAAGUUCAUUUAGCUCUUAUUAUUUUUCCUCUAAUUCGUGUUCAAAUUAUAAUUCUUCAUUUACAAGACCAGUUCGUCACUUUUUAUUGUUCACAAAUCAUACAUUCCCUGACUAAUUCCUUCUUAUUUUUACAUAAUUGUCAACCAGCAACAUGUUGAAAGAAAAUUUGGUUGAAUUUGAAAUUAUGGGCAGCUCCUCUGUAAGGCACAUAUCUCCAUUUUUUCUCACAAAUUUAGGGAUGCUCACCUGUUUUCUUAUUUUGUCAAUUGACCUCUAGUGCAACAGAUUUUACUUUAAGCCCUUAUUUCCUCGUCAUCACAGUAGGUAGUUUUGUUGACCUAGUUAUAAUUUACUUGAGUACACUUUGGCUUUACCUAGAUUAGGUACACAUGCAGGGUGACAUAUCCUGUAUUGUUAGUGAAUUUAUUUUUUUAUUUAUGUUUUCUCAAGUGAACAUGUUCCAGUGAAUUAUUUUUUUAGUGAUUUGAUAAUCUGUGAUCAAAGAUUGUGGUGGAAGAUGAGAAUGUACAUUGAGGCGUGUGUGUAAUACCUGUACAUAAACUCCCAUUGUAUAUAGAACUACUUCUCAUUGUUUAUAAGUUUUCUACUUUUUUCCAGGUUGUAAAAUAGCAAGACAUGCAGGUAAUACAUAAAAAAAAAUAUAUAUAUAUAUAUCUUACAAGGGAUUUAGAAUAUACAUACAUACUUAUAUACAUAUAUAUAUUGAAGUAGUCUAUGGUAAAUCCCGAUAUAACAAGGCAAAUUUUGAGGGAAGCGUUGUACAAUGAAGACAUAAGUCAGAUUUAUAAUUGUAGAGUAAUGAGCUCUUAAGAUAUUUUAAUUCGUUUGUGUAAUAAGGAGAUCCUGUUUGGUAGCAUCAGAAAAUUGUUUGGACAAAGUGCAGGGAUAGUUCAGGCUUAUGAAGGUUGGAAAACUACUUUGAUUUGCAAGGGAUGUAUACAAAAUUGUCAUGACCCUGUUUUGUGUUCAUAGAAUGGACUUUUGGCUACAUUGUUGAUGUAUAAACACAAGUGAAGGUUUGUGGUUCAGUAUUUGGUACAACUGAGGAAGUAUCCCUUGGAUUGAAUUACACAUUCCUAAUACAGUAAAAACACAUGACAAUAAUAUAUGAUUUGGUCAUUACAAAUGAUGCCUCAAGAUGAGGUACGUCAUUAAACUGGUUGGAGUGACCACUUGCAGUGUAUAUAUAUAGAUAUGUACGUAUAAACUUAGGUGUUCAGGCAUUUUGGAAUCAUGUCAAGUGUAGCAUGAAAACAUUCUGUUCAGUAUUUUCUACAUGGAUAUAAUGAACUUUGUAUUUGCAAUGGUAAAUGUUUGUUGAAGCUGUACACCAUAUAAUAGGGUUUGUUAUGUCGGGGGUUACUAUAAACUCAAAUUCUUGAUAAGAAGAAAUUGAUUAAUAUGCAUGAUUUCUUACCAUUUUGCAGAUUAUUUUAAUAUUAAUAUUUUCAAAAUUUAAUUUAAUUUUGUAUUUUUACACAUGAUCAUGGCGCAGGACCCUUAGGUAACUAUUCCCUAAUUAUUGCCAGCUCUCACCAGUAUCUCAGAGGCUGUCUGUGAGCCAUUAGUCAAUCAUAACAUCAGGAAAGCUUCAUAAUCAAAGUUAAGGUUUCAUCUCUUAUCUUAUUCAGCCAAAAUUUGCUUCUAGUAUAUCAGUAAAUAUCUCAACAGUACCUCAUGAAUAAUACCAAUGACCUUGUCAUAUAAAUCAUAUAGAUUCCUGUUGUAAUAAAUACUGCAAAAGUGUAAUUUAUUUAGAAUAUGGUGAUGUAAUUAAUCCCUUUAUGUCAACAACAUUGAAUGAUUGUUCAUGUCUCCAAUACUGUUUUCAUGCCAAACUAGUCACAAAGUCUUAGCAUUCCUGUUAAGUAGACUGGUUAUAAUAAGUAGGACGAUAAUCAUUACUGUAGUGUGUGUAGGAUCAUGAACUACUGGUGUCUUCACACACAGAGUGAGAUUCAGUGCUGUAGUGCAGUAAAUCCUAUAAACAGGAUUGACCAGAUCACAGUGGGAGCCAUCCCAGGCAGAGUUCUUACAAGCUGUGUAAUGACUUUGUCAGUGUCUUAGCACAAGUAGAUUGAUGAACUGCAAUACCAGUGACCCUCACAAAUCAUAAUUAUGAUCGUGCAAAACAUGAAGAGCUUUAAAAAUGAGUUUUGUAGCACUUCAAAAAUUCUAAAGAUGACUGCACAGGAUACUACUGGUUAUUGUCCUGUAAAAGUGUAGGUCAGGGCUUGCACAGGGGUCAUAAUUUUUAUUUAUUUAUAUGUAUUAUUUGUUCUUAUUUUUUAUGCAAGCCCAUUGUUGCGGGCUGUGCAAUGCAGCAGCACAACAUACCCUGGGAAUGGACAUUGUUGAAAGUAUGUCAGAUUUAUCUAAUCUAUUUAGGUAUGAAUUAUUUUUUACAAAGUGAUGCUUUUAAUUAUAUUCUCGUAAAUGUUCAUAUUUCUUCAUUGUAUUAGUGAGACAUGCAUGAAUGUUGUUUUAUAAGAAAUAAUUUAAGAAGCCCACUCUUCCCCCACUUUGCUCCUAUCCAGGUGUUUAGACAUGACAAUACAAACAUUAGGUUUGCCUCAUUUCAUGCAGACUGUCAAGAUGCAGAACACAAAGCUCCAAAGCACUUGCUCAUGACUCUCUCAGGAGACUGUGCACUUCCAUGGCAGGGCUAUUAACAUUUGUGUGUCCCACUUAAGUAAUCCUCUCAAGUAUUGGCUAAUAUACUGAUGUAUAAAAAAAUAUUUUUAUUGUUUACACGGCUUUCUGAAGGAUGUUUCAGAAAAUACUAGAUUUUGCUUAUAGUUAAAGGAGAGUUAGUAUGUAUUCAAAUGACCAGUUCAUGUACUUGUAACAAAUGUAUGAAUAACACUUAUUUUCUUUCAUUAUUCUUGUUUGCGUGGGAACACAACUCUCCUUGCUGCUUACUGAAAAUACACAAUUAAUAUACUUAGUUUUAAAAGGGCGUGUUAAUCUGCAGAACUUUAAUGUGACCUGCACCAGUUACUGAAUUUUUAUGCUAGGUUAUCUCAUUUGGAAAUUGUGCCAAGGGAUUCAGUUAACAGGUAUAUAUAAUUUAGUAAUUAAACGUACAUUAUUGACAGUUUCAUUGUAAAUGCAUGGGGAUCAUGUGGAAAUGAUGAUUGUAAUUUCUUCAAAGUAUCAUGCAAAAAUCAGGCUGUCUUGUUAAUCCAUGUGCUUUACUUCCCUUAGUAAGCCAGAACACCCAAGUCUUGAGGUUAGACAGUUGUCUUGUCACAGAGGUGCAUCAUGGUGGGUCAGGUCUGCAGGUGCACGUAGGUUUCCCUGUUAUUGCUUCCAAGAGCUUAUCCCAAGCCUUAGGGCACGAGUGGAAGAUGGUCAGUACCUGAGCUUCAGCAGCUUCCAAGCACAGUAAACUUAGCAGCAAAAAAUAUUCCUGUCGGUCAGAUUAUUGAUUAUCAUUAUAAUUAUUAUUAUUAUUAUUAUUAUUAUUAUUAUUGUUCUUCAUAAUUUAGUUACAGAUACUAGAAAUGUAUAUAUAUUUCCAUGUAAGAAAUAUAUGCAUAUGUAAUUUUGCAUACCAGUCUGCAUGAAAGGUAAUUGCAGUAUCCUGUCAGUAUAUAUAUAUAUAUAUAUAUAUAUAUAUAUAUAUAUAUAUAUAUAUAUAUAUAUAUAUAUAUAUAUAUAUAUAUAUAUAUAUAUAUAUAAUAUCAGAGCUUGAAAAUAUGAGUGUCACUAGCUUCUUUUAUAUUAGCAAUCAUGUUACGGUUUCACUACAUGGUACGUACAAAGUUUUAUAGCUUUUUAGGUGGUGAUCAUUUACAAAAUCUUACUGGUAUUUUUGUUCAUGCUGCAUUUUGUUAUAUUCAUGAAUGUAACUAGAGAUAGGCAUUAGUCAUCUCUCUUCUUCUGAUUCCAUCCUUAAAUGUACUGAGUUAACCAAAGCAGUGUGAGGGGAAGGUCUUCAGGGUAUAUUUUAAUACACGUACUGACAGUUUCAAGCCACAGUGUCUCGAGAAGAGAAACAAAGCCUGUUACAAAACAAAGAAAGAACCCAUGUAACCCUCCCCCACUGAAGAAUGUCCCUUGAUUCUAGCAUGCUGUGGAUUCUAGCAAGCUGUGCCUGUGUCACAGCACCUUGGGGGAGGGGACGGCGAGUGGGCAGUUGGUGUAGUAGAGUCAGGACCCUCUUUCCUCUCACACCACCACAAUGCCCAAGAGAAUAGUGUGCAUAUCAGCCUCCCUGGUCACUUAAUUCAUGACCUUUCACUAUGAUAAAUCAAGAGUGAUGUAGGAGUAGUAGACGUCAAGAUGGAUUCAGCCCUAAAAGUGUCGAGUCCAACAUCAUAUGCAUUGUCUAUCUUAUGUCAGGGCUGGGUGGCACAGUGGUAGAGGUCGUGUCUCCUGACGCCAAAAGGUCUUGAGCUCGGGGCCUGGCUGGGGCAUCAUUUAGAGGGAGAUGUAGCAUUCUCGUAUAAUUCUCUAGCAGGGCUGGUGACCUUAGUUGUUUGAAACCCAGUGGAAAAAACACCUUAGCUAAUGUUCCCAAACUGACACAUUCUGCCAGAAACUCAGUGAAGCUUGAGAUCCAUCUGUCUCAACUGUCCAGCGCUACACAGCUCACUUCACAAGACCAAUAUUUCACAUCUCCAAAAGUUCUAACUUGAUACUUAAUCUCAUCUGUAAUCUUGUGACAUGAUGUAUACUAUUUUCUGUGUGAGCUGUGUUCCUUAAGGAGGUCUGUCAUCCUUCCUUACAAGCCACGGAGUGUGUCGGCUGCAUAGGAUGUUUAGAAUCUAGUGUAAUUUCUUUUAUGUAUUUGCAGAUGUCUGUGUCACUGAUUAUUGUUUUGUAAAGAAAUGGUCGUCUUCAUUUACUCUUGUGGCAUUUUCAGUACUUUAAUUUACAUAGCUUUGUACUUUGAUGUGGAAUUUGUUGUUCAACUAUUUAAUUCCUUCUCCAACACACUAUUACUGCUACUACUACUAAUACUGAUAAUAAUUAUUAUAAUUAUAAUUACCAUAAUUAUUAUUUUUAUUUUUAUUAUUACCAUCAUUCUUGUUAGCUUUCACUCAUUUGGCUUCAGCACACCAAAUAGUUUGUCAUUCACAUCAUUCCUCAUUUUCAUUAUUUAAUUGAAGUGUGUAUCGUGUGUCUAAUAUCAGAUUCUCUCUCUCUCUCUCUCUCUCUCUCUCUCUCUCUCUCUCUCUCUCUCUCUCUCUCUCUCUCUCUCUCUCUCUCUCUCUCUCUCUCUCUCUCUCUCUCUCUCUCUCUCUCUCUCUCUCUCUCUCUCUCUCUCACACACACACACACACACACACACACGCACACGAUUCACACAGCACCAAAGUUUUCAUGUGUAAAACUCCAUCCAAGAUACAAACAUUCUCAUUUAACCAACUACAUUUUGAGUCUAGUAUAUAGAGGAACAGCUCCCUGCUAUGGUAGUUUAAUGGCCACACACACACACACACACACACAGUAACCCAACCUCACCUGGAUUAACCCUGUUGUCCGCAUCAAAAUAGUAUCGGUGUUAGUGUGUUUGUAGGAUUUGUUACGCGGCUGAUCCAUCUGGCUUGGUACUUUAAUACCUCAAUUAUUUAUGUGAAUGUUGUAAGGAAUAUACUCUGUUCUAAUAAA